Molecule: messenger RNA, 2251 nt
Organism: [Torrubiella] hemipterigena
Lineage: Eukaryota; Fungi; Ascomycota; Sordariomycetes; Hypocreales; Clavicipitaceae
Source: the annotation of a GenBank genome assembly
CAGCAAACAAGCUUAGUCGUUCUUACUGUGUGAGAGCUGCUUAGCUGGUCUCCUCCUUCUCUACACCCUGUUGACGGCAGCACCCGCAUCUCCCCAAAACACAAAAUACCGCUGCUUUUCGUCGUCAAUUGCUUGAGCCAAUUGCCGUCAAGUGUUUACGCAGGCUUAAUUACGCCAAACUCUUCUCUGCCGCUCCCUCGCUCCACCACUUAGUGCGGGGUGUGCAUCCGUUCUGCAACGCACCCUUCAGCUUUGUCCAAUCGGCCUAGCAGCCAACCCUCCACCACACGGUCUAGCUCAACCACGGCGCUCUAUUAGUGUUCCGCGAUAUAGCUGCUCUCGUCGCCCCCGCACGAUCUCUGCUUAAAACCCUUUCGUCUCUCCUUCGUCCUACACUCAACCAACGCGUUCGCAACCCUCGUCCCCGUCGGUCCAAGAUGCUCUCCAGAGGUGUUUCACGCUCGACCAUGGUCGCGGCCGGUGCUGCCCGCUCCAGCAUGCGUGCCCUAAGCUCUACUGCAAUGCGAGCAAAGACCCCCUCUAUGGGCGACAUCGACCCUUCGAAGACGUCGGUUGACGCGUUCCACAACAAGCAGAAGGCCUUCCGAGAGCAGUUUGCCCAGGCACAAAAGGAACAGGGCGCGCGUGCGUUUGAUGCUCAUAAGAACUCUGCCACCCCUGAAGAGGUUGCAACUAAGACUGAUGCAGGUGCCACCGCAACGGCUCAGGAUGCUCAACCGGAGCGAAAGUCGGGCCCAUUGUCCAACCUUAUCUAUGGCACCAAGGAAGGCAGAGAGAUGGAGGCUCAGCUCGAGGCAAGCUUCAGUCAGGUGCUUGCUCGUGGCAAAUACGUCCACUCUAUUGUCUUCCACGAGGUCAAGCCCGAUAAAGUUGAUGAAUACGUCAAGCUCGUUGGCGACUUUUAUCCUCGCAUCGCCAACGACCCCAAGAAUAAGGUUCACUUGGUUGGCAGCUGGCGAACCGAGGUUGGUGAUGCCGAUACAUUUGUCCAUAUUUGGGAGUACCAAAAGUAUGAGGGAUAUCACGAGUCCAGACACUCCAUUUCCAACGACGCUGGCUUCCCCGAGUUCAACGACAAGCUUAACUCUUUGAUUAAGGGCAAGAACAUCUCCCUCAUGCAAGAAUUUUCUUUCUGGCCGACCACCCCUCCUCGACAGCUUGGAGGUGUGUUUGAGCUUCGUUCGUACACUCUGCACCCCGGCAACCUCCUCGAGUGGGAGACUCACUGGCGCCGCGGUCUCAAGGCUCGCCGUGAGGUCAUGGAAGGUGUCGGUGCCUGGUUCGUCCAGAUUGGCGACUUGAACACUGUCCACCACUUGUGGCAGUUUGCUAACCUUGAAGAGCGCCGCGAGACUCGUGAGAAGAGCUGGUCUGUUGAGGGAUGGAGCGACACUGUCCAUAAGACUGUCCCUUUGAUCCAGAACAUGAAGUCCAGAAUCUUGAUCCCCAUGCCCUGGUCUCCAGUAGCAUAGUUUCCCUUUGAGCCUGGCGGUCUGUGAGAUAGUAUGUCUGAAGUAUUUGUGUCGUACAGUGGAGGAAGAUACGGCGGAUAGAACAUCAGCAUCCAGUUUCUUUUGUCAGUUGGCGUUUAUGAAUAUAUUACUACAUUGUACAAUCAUAGUCUAGCAUUGAUACCGAAUUCAUGGCAAAGCCGACUUGAAUAAACUCCGUGUCCUGCAAAUGUGAAGAAUUAUCCCUUCAUCACAAUUACGCCUGGUAUUCUGUACCCAUCACUGCUGCUAGAUUUCGUCUUGCUUGGCCGAGAGAGUGGCUAAGAUAGCCAAGCUUUGCAAAAAGAGAUAUCAAGGACGCGUCUGCACUCUCAACGCGGACCUUUUCUCUGACGUAGACAUCCAUGCCAUUUGCAGGCUUUGCACUUGUUGGCUGUUUGGGCAACCUGCGCUGGUUGCUCGAUUGUAAAUCGGUUGACCCGUCUCCCUUAGGGUCAUAUCGAAAUGUAACAUCCAUCUCAUCGUGUUCCAACCUUCGCACGGUACCAAUUGCAAGCCCAAGCUUUAGGCCAAAGUUUACAGGCGCAUUCGCCUCUUCCAGCGCUCGAAGGGAGAGCACAAUACAGCUGUCCUGAAUGCCGACAAAGACACUUAGACUAGGACCUAUUGCCGGUGAGAAAUGGUGUGCCGGGCAUGACCCUGUUUGCCAUUUCGGGUCGGAGUCGAUCAGCCCCGCGGGGCCUUUAAGCAGCGCGGUGGACUCCGAAAGUGCUUCGGCU